This is a messenger RNA of Staurois parvus, 96 nucleotides long. The record is from the annotation of a GenBank genome assembly. NCBI's taxonomy places the organism in Eukaryota, Metazoa, Chordata, Amphibia, Anura, Ranidae.
AUGGGUGCCUACGAAAACAUCAAUGACCUGGCUCGUACUUUCUUCGCUCACUACCCUAUUGAAGAAACUCUGGGAUACGAUCAUGUCGAUCAUUAG